CUAUGAAAUAUGGUUAUGACGAUUGAGUCAACAAAGAGGAAACUUCCGCCAAGUAAAAGUCUAAGAAAUAAUUGUGAAAACUUGUAUGGCCAAGUUACCUCUCAGCUGUUAUGUUAAAUGUUUUAUAUCCACCAAGACAGACUCACUACUUGUCCUCUAUUUCUCUUCUUAAAAUCUCAAUCUCCAAAGUCUUCGUUUCUAGUUUCCUCCUUCUAACUCUCUCUAUGGCUUCUUCAUCUUCUUCUCGCAAUUGGGUUUAUGAUGUUUUCUUGAGCUUCAGUGGGAAAGACGUCCGCGUAACAUUCCGUAGCCACUUUCUCAAAGAGCUUGAUCGGAAACUGAUCUCUGCUUUCAGAGACAAUGAGAUCGAGAGAAGCCACUCUCUUUGGCCCGAUCUUGAACAAGCGAUCAAGGACUCCAGAAUCGCAGUGGUCGUUUUCUCCAAAAACUACGCUUCGUCGAGCUGGUGUCUUAACGAGUUGCUGGAGAUUGUGAACUGCAAUGAUAAAAUUAUCAUACCGGUUUUCUACGGUGUGGAUCCUUCCCAAGUGAGGUAUCAAAUCGGUGAAUUUGGAAGUAUCUUUGAAAAGACUUGCAAGAGACAAACAGAGGAAGUGAAAAAUCAAUGGAAGAAAGCGUUGACUGAUGUAGCUAAUAUGCUUGGAUUUGAUUCUGCCAAAUGGGAUGACGAAGCAAAAAUGAUUGAAGAAAUAGCCAAUGAUGUUUUGGCUAAACUGCUUUUAACUUCAUCCACGGAUUCUGCUGAGAACUCUAUUGGCAUUGAAGAUCAUAUUGCAAAUAUGAGUGUAUUGUUGAAAUUGGAAGCUGAGGAAGUGAGAAUGGUUGGUAUAUGGGGUUCCUCGGGGAUUGGUAAGACUACCAUUGCAAGAGCUCUGUUUAACCAACUUUCUCGGCAUUUCCCAGUUAGCAAAUUCAUAGACAGAGCUUUUGUAUAUAAGAGUAGAGAAACUUACAAGGGCGCCAAUCCGGACGACCCGAACAUGAAGUUGCACUUGCAAGGAUGUUUCCUAUCGGAAAUUUUGGGGAAAAAAGACAUAAAGAUUGAUCAUUUAGGUGCACUGGGAGAGAGGCUAAAGCACCAGAAAACUCUCAUCAUCAUUGAUGAUUUGGAUGAUCUAGUGGUACUAGAUUCAUUGGUGGGUAAAACUAAUUGGUUUGGAUGUGGGAGCAGGAUCAUAGUGAUUACCAAUAAUAAGCAAUUCUUAAGGGCCCAUGGAAUUGAUCAUAUUUACGAAGUUAGUCUCCCUUCUAAAGAGCGCGCUCAAGAGAUGUUUUGUCAGUCUGCUUUCGGGGAAAACUCUCCACCUGAAGGUUUUGAGGAGCUCGUAGUUGAAAUUGCAUGGCUUGCUGGUAGUCUUCCUUUGGGUCUUACUGUUUUUGGUUCAGCUCUACGAGGGAGAAAAAAGGAGUACUGGGUGAAGAUGUUGCCAAGGCUUCAAAAUGAUCUAGAUGGCAAUAUUGAGGAGACAUUGAAAGUCAGCUAUGAUGCGAUAGGCAACGUAAAAGAUCAAGCGUUAUUCCGUCUUAUCGCAUGUCUUUUCAAUCACGUCAAAGUCAGAGACAUUGAAUUGUUGCUCGCAGAUAGUGGCUUAGAUGUAAAUAUUGCACUGGAAAACCUAGUUGAUAAGUCCCUUAUUCAUGUCAGAAAUGAUCAUGUGGAGAUGCACCGUUUGCUACAAGAAACGGGUAGAAAUAUUGUACGCUCACAGUCCACUGACAACCCAGGAGAACGAGAAUUUCUGGUGGAUUCAAACGAUAGUCGUACUGUACUCAGUGAAGGCAUUGGUACUCGAAAGGUGCUAGGAAUAUCAUUGGAUACAAGUAAGGUUAGUGAGUUUUGUGUACAUGAGAAUGCCUUCAAAGGGAUGGGUAAUCUCCUUUUCUUGGAUAUUUCCUCGAAGACUUUUAUAGAAGAAGAAGUCAAAGUGCAUUUACCGGAAAAAAUAAACUAUUAUUCCGUUCAACCCAAACAAUUGAUUUGGGAUAGAUUUCCACUGAAAUGUAUGCCUUAUACUUUUCUUCGAAACCUCGUCAAGCUCGAAAUGCAUGACAGCAAGCUAGAGAAGCUGUGGGAAGGAGCUAUGUCAUUUACAUGUCUAAAGGAAUUGGAUAUGUGGGCAUCUAAAUACCUGAAAGAAAUCCCAGAUCUUUCAAAGGCCACUAACAUUGAGAAACUUGACUUUGGACAUUGCUGGAGUUUGGUGGAGCUUCCUUCCUCUAUACGAAAUCUCAAUAAACUGUUGGAAUUGAAUAUGGAAUACUGCGGUGAAUUGGAGACUCUUCCUACGGGUUUCAACCUCAAAUCCCUGGACUACCUCAAUUUCAAUGAAUGCUGGAAGUUGAGGACUUUUCCUGAAUUCGCAACCAACAUCUCAAAUCUCAUUCUGGCAGAAACAUCUAUUGAAGAAUACCCUUCCAAUUUGUAUUUCAAGAAUGUCCGUGAGCUAAGCAUGGGGAAAGCGGAUAGUGAUGAGAAUAAAUGCCAAGGAGUGAAGCCCUUCAUGCCGAUGCUGUCUCCCACUUUGACCCUCUUGGAGCUCUGGAAUAUCCCAAAUUUAGUAGAGCUUUCGUCCUCAUUUCAGAAUCUCAAUAACCUUGAGAGGUUGGACAUUUGUUACUGCAGAAAUCUGGAGUCUCUACCCACCGGAAUCAACCUCGAAUCUCUCGUUUCCCUUAAUCUCUUUGGAUGCUCACGGUUGAAGCGCUUUCCUGAUAUCUCAACCAACAUCAAAUAUCUCGAUCUAGACCAAACUGGGAUUGAAGAGGUUCCUUGGCAGAUCGAGAACUUCUUUAACCUCACUAAGCUAACUAUGAAAGGUUGCCGCGAGCUAAAAUGUGUAUCCCUAAACAUUUUUAAACUCAAACAUCUUGGGGAAGUUAGCUUUUCCAAUUGCGGGGCAUUGACCAGAGUUGAUUUGAGUUGCUAUCCAAGUGGGGUGGAGAUGAUGAAGGCAGACAAUGCUGACAUAGUUUCUGAGGAGACCACCUCUUCUCUUCCUGAUAGUUGCGUCCUCAAUGUCAAUUUCAUGGAUUGCGUCAAUCUGGAUCGAGAACCUGUCCUUCACCAACAGUCGAUUAUUUUCAACUCCAUGAUAUUGCCAGGUGAAGAAGUGCCAUCAUAUUUCACUUACCGAACAUCUGACUCUCAACCAUUUGGAACGUCUUCCUCUCUGCCCAUCCCUCUACUUCCCACACAACUCUCUCAACCAUUCUUCAGAUUUAGGGUUUGUGCAGUGGUAAGUGCUUCCAAUGGAGUAUAUAUCGGGGUAUAUAGUCGGUUCAAAGGCAGAAUUGGGAACAAAUUUGAUUCCUUUGGUGAGGUACAUAAUUUCAUGGAAAUUGAGAAGGGUAUUCAUCUGUGUAUAUUUGACUGUCGUAUCCGUCUAUACAAAGAUAAUGUUCCUCUAUCUCAACUGAACUAUGAUCAUGUGGAUAUAAAUAUUCAUAUAACUAGUGGAGAUUGGAGAUCUACGGUCGUUUUAAAAGAAUGGGGUAUACGACUCUUAGAGACCGGUUCAUCAGCAGAGAACCGACUUGGUAAUCCAAACAGUACUCUUCCACAUGUUUCUCAAGCCGAAGAAGGCAAUAUGGGGUAUUAUACACAUGUUCAAGGACUUGUUAAUGAGAUUGAAAAUAGUGAAGACUCUGGAGAUAACAAUGUAGAGACUGAGAGAAGCAAGAAGCGCAUGCGGCUACACCACUUCAUAUGAGUAAUAUUAAACGGAUGGGGUAUACGACACUUAGAGGACUGUCAUCAUCGAAGAACCGACAUGGUAAUCCAAACACUAUGCAGCAUGUUUGUGAGGCCGAUGAAGACAAUGAUGGAUGCCAUUAGACUGAUCAGAGCGAAGAGCGAGGAUAAGAAUAGUGAUAUAGGCAGGGAGACUGAUCAUUUUCAAGAGUGCGAAGACAGUAAUAUAAGCAAUGAGAGUAAUCAGAGUGAAGAGCGUGGGGAUAGUGACGAUGAUGGUAUAGGCAAUGUGACUGAACACUUUGAAGAGUGCGAAGUUACUUUUGAAUUUCUGAUUAUCUGGUUAUAGACUUUUUAUUCAGUUGAUCAAUUUCACAGCCAUCAAUGUUGUUCACUGUUUGGUUAAAGACUUUGAUAUUAUAUAAAUUGUGGGAUAAUUAGAUUGUUAGUAUUAUUUCAAAAACAAGUCAUGAUGGAAUUCAAGCCAUUGGUUUUUAAUUACAAUAAGCUG
Molecule: messenger RNA, 4223 nt
Organism: Arabidopsis thaliana (thale cress)
Lineage: Eukaryota; Viridiplantae; Streptophyta; Magnoliopsida; Brassicales; Brassicaceae
Product: Disease resistance protein (TIR-NBS-LRR class) family
Exons: 6
Coding region: 111-3731 (1206 amino acids)
Biological process (GO): defense response; signal transduction
Cellular component (GO): nucleus; cytoplasm
Molecular function (GO): NAD+ nucleosidase activity, cyclic ADP-ribose generating; ADP binding
Source: RefSeq, marked reviewed